Messenger RNA from Colletotrichum higginsianum IMI 349063, 270 nucleotides. RefSeq names its product EC6 protein. The transcript has a single exon. The record is from RefSeq and is a predicted model, not a curated record. Bases 1 to 270 code for a protein of 89 amino acids. NCBI's taxonomy places the organism in Eukaryota, Fungi, Ascomycota, Sordariomycetes, Glomerellales, Glomerellaceae.
AUGAAGUCCGCCAUUCUUGCCAUCAUUGCCACCCUUGCGGCUUCCGUUGCCGCCUCGCCUGUCUCUGAGCGCGCCAUUGGUAGUAUUACCGUAAAGCGCUCUGACAUCUUGAAAUCGGGCGCUUCCAAGCGUGACGAGGACAAGAUUACAGAGGAGAAUAUUUCUGACAGCGUCAACUACAUCCUGAAGCUGUUCCUGGAUGGCGAUAAGCGUCCCGACGCUUACCAGGAUGAGAUCGACGCUGCUGAUCCCAAGCAAGUCCUCGGCUAA